Capsicum annuum is the source of this 512-nucleotide messenger RNA. RefSeq names its product putative ubiquitin-conjugating enzyme E2 38. The transcript is spliced from 2 exons. The annotation marks the transcript as partial. The record is from RefSeq and is a predicted model, not a curated record. NCBI's taxonomy places the organism in Eukaryota, Viridiplantae, Streptophyta, Magnoliopsida, Solanales, Solanaceae. Gene Ontology annotation, molecular function: ubiquitin conjugating enzyme activity.
AUAUAAUAUAUGUAAGAGUCUGCGAAGCGAUGAAGGAUCUCCUUAGGGCUGUCAUCAUUGAACCACAAGGCACUCCAUACCAUGAUGGUCUCUUUGUCUUUGAUGUCCUGUUCCCGCAAAAUUAUCCUGAUGUGCUAACAAUGGUUUACUACUAUUCUGGUGGUUUGAGACUAAAUCCCAACUUGUAUAAUUAUAGAAAAGUUUGUCUCGAGCUUCUUAACACUUGGAGUGGUAAAGGUAAUGAGAAGUGGUUGCCCAAGACAUCGACCAUGCUGCAAGUCUUGGUUUCGAUACAAGCUCUAAUUUUGAAUACAAACCCUUUCUUUUAUGAGCCUGGAUAUGAAACUUCAUAUGCCGGAUACGAGGGAGAGAGGAGAUCUCACGCUUGUCAUGAAGAUGCUUUUGUUCUAUCUUUGAAAACAAUGACAUAUACAUUGAGGAGGCCACAAAAGGUUAUGAUCGUGUAUCCUGGUUCCAACUUCUACUUCAUUCAAAUAUUCUGUCAAAAGUAA